AUGGGCCGGUCACCUGCCAAUUACAAACGUCUCAUUGUGAGGCUGACUCUCAUUGUUGCGGUAGGAACGUGGCAAAGCAUCCUGAAUACCAGCGAUCCCAGCCAUCCGACCAACAUUGCCCGCUUCGCUAGAGCCAUCAGUCCUGUUGCUCUGGUCAAAGGCCAGGAUGGUGUAGAACGGGAGGUCGAGCAGAUUAUCUACUAUCAACCUGGCGUGGGAACAGGAAUCGGCGACAGGAUCCGCGGCGGUGUCUAUGGCGCGGGACUGUCUGCCAAUAUCCGGGCGGCGUAUGCUUUCUUAGCACACAACUAUGACCCCAAUUCCGGAGACGAGAUCUUCUUCUUUGGUUUCUCCCGCGGGGCCUAUACUGCCCGCUCCAUCGCUGGGUUGGUGACCAAGCUUGGACUCCUGACCAAACGCGGCAUGGACUGGUUCCCGCAAGUCUACGAGGAAUACUACAAGGAUCCAUCCAGCAAACCAGAUUUCGAUUUUUCUCCCACCCUCAAGAAGUUGAUCGGCAAGGACUUGAACGAGAAUGCAAAAGAAGCGAUCAAGAUCGUCGGGGUUUGGGACACUGUGGCGUUUCACGGACAGGGACUCGGUGGCGAACAGAUUGAAUUCCACAAUGCCGAGUUGUCGACCAAGGUCCAAUUUGCAUAUCACGCCCUGGCGCUGGACGAGCGCCGCAUCCCCUUCAUCCCGACACUGUGGCAGUGGCCGAAGGAUCCCAGCAACGGGUCGCAGUUGUACCGGCCCAAGAAAGGAUCCGGUCUUCAAGUGAUGAAGCAGGUCUGGUUCUCCGGAGUGCAUAGCGACAUCGGUGGCGGCAUGGAUGACCCUAGAGGGGCCGACAUCACGCUGGCCUGGAUGCUUGCCCAAUGCUCCAAGGACAAGAAACUAGCAUUCAUUGACGAGGACCCCGAACACCCGGACGACCCGAAUGAAUACUACCUGCUGGCGGACCGACUCAAGCCCAACCCAAACAAAACCUGGAGUCAGCUGGACGGCGAGCUUGCCCCAAAGCCCGGCGCUGGCAUCAUCGGCGCCAUCAAGGACAAAUUCGGAGAGAUUAUCAUGGAUGAUCGUGAGGCCUGGCCGAUGGAAAACACGUUUGAACGGAUUCACCGCUCGAUCCACGACCGCAGUUUCGACAACUGGCCCUGUGGCAUGCUCAAGGGCGAGGCCCAGGGCGGUCUCUGGACGCUGGCAAGUCCCAGUAAAUAUGGCAAGGCUCUUCAGGAGUUGGAACGUGAUGAGGUGGCCGACGCGAUCGAGGACAAGUAUCGUGGGAGAGUCCGUGCCGCGCCAGGGUUGAAGGGCGGUCCUGCCAUACCGAAAUUGUAG
Messenger RNA from Fonsecaea pedrosoi CBS 271.37, 1344 nucleotides. RefSeq lists its product as uncharacterized. The coding region runs from base 1 to 1344 and encodes 447 amino acids. Lineage: Eukaryota; Fungi; Ascomycota; Eurotiomycetes; Chaetothyriales; Herpotrichiellaceae. The transcript has 3 exons. The record is from RefSeq and is a predicted model, not a curated record.